This is a messenger RNA of Hibiscus syriacus, 1356 nucleotides long. RefSeq lists its product as uncharacterized. The coding region runs from base 69 to 1322 and encodes 417 amino acids. Lineage: Eukaryota; Viridiplantae; Streptophyta; Magnoliopsida; Malvales; Malvaceae. The transcript has 6 exons. The record is from RefSeq and is a predicted model, not a curated record.
AGGACUCUUUCUCGGGUGCCAACUCUACUUUAUCUCUCACUCUCUCUUGCCUUCUUCUGUGAGUGACAAUGGAAGCUGGACUUCCAAUGCUUAACUGUCUCCUGCAGCACACGCUACGGAGCUUGUGUUCAUAUUCGGAUUCUUCUUCUCCUUCUUCAAAGUGGGUUUAUGCUGUAUUUUGGAGGAUACUGCCUCGUAAUUAUCCGCCACUUAAGUGGGAUUAUGAAGGGAGUGCACUUGAUCGUUCCAAAGGAAACAAAAAGAACUGGAUGCUUGUCUGGGAAGAUGGGUUUUGUGAUUUCCAUGAAUGUGAACGUGCUGGAAGUGGCUAUGUAAAGGGAAGGUUUGGAGCUGAUAUAUUCUUCAAAUUGUCUCAUGAAGUUUAUAAUUAUGGAGAAGGGUUAGUAGGGAAAAUUGCAGCAGAUAACAGUCACAAAUGGGUGUAUAAAGAAACCCCAAAUGAUAAUGAUCCUAAAUUCAUCUCCUCCUGGAAUUUGUCUAUUGAGCCUCAACCUAGGGCGUGGGAAUCUCAGUUCAAUCCAGGCAUUCAGGUUGGUAAUACACCAAGUAAACUAUGUGAAAAGAGAAUUUUAACUGUAAGGGCCGCCGGCAAUAGCCCCAUUCAAAAGCUCAUUAAAGUUUCUGUUGAUAUACAGACAAUUGCCAUAAUUUCUGUCAGAGAAGGGAUUAUUCAACUAGGUUCAUUGGACAAGAUGGUGGAAGAUCUUAAUCUGGUGAUCAGCAUACAGAGGAAAUUCAGCUAUCUCCAGAGCAUACCUGGCGUCUUUGCCAUUCAAAGACCAUACUUACCAAUUCAACAUCCAUACGCCCUCAAACCGAAAAACCUGUUGUCGGAAAAUCACGAAACAUCAAUCUGUCAUGAUGACAAACGCCGGUUAGGUGGAAUGAAAAGAUUUGUCGAUGAAAGACCAGAGGAUUCUCCGAUCAAAUCAAUCAACUUAGGUUGGAACAGCCCUCAAAAUGGAAUUAUAGGACCACCCUUUUGGUCAAUUCCACCCCUUGUUCCUACCGUGUCUUGCAGUCUUGGAGCUUUGUUAUCCAAGUUGCCUUCUGUCAUCCCAUCUUAUAAUGCCAUUGAACCUCCUGAAAUAACUCUCAUCAACCACCCCAACACUACAAACCAGAGAGGGAAGGAUGAUAAUGGAGGCUCAGUAGGUGAAAUUCCCAUAGCCGAGUCAAAAACAGAACCUUUAAGUCAAUUGGAAGCUGCUGAUCAGGAGAAGCCAAGACCUGUAAAAGCUAAUUUAGUGCUACAAGAAGAUGCUGUAAUACAACUGGGAUUUGGGCCUCUCAAAGACUGACAAGAACAUAGUUUGAACUCUGAAGCUUGACUAA